UAUGGUUUUUGUUGGGCCGGUAAGCCUUAUAUUUUGGGCCGAUGUUUUAUUGGACAGUGGGUGAGGGCCCAUUGGCUGACGGUGAUGAUGGCCGAACACGAAGAGGGGUUAGGGGAAGAUUGUUGCAAGGUUGGGAGAUGAACAAAAAUGGCGUCACUCCGUGGAUGAAGCAGCAAUGGCGGGGCAUAGUGAAAGUCCGUUUGAAAUGGGUGAAGAACCGAAGCCUCGACCACGUCAUCGACAAGGAAACCGAUCUCAAAGCGGCAUGCCUCCUGAAAGACGCCAUCAACCGCUCCUCCACCGCCUUCCUCACGGCGAAAUCUGUGGCAGACUGGCAGAAGCUCCUCGGCCUCACCGUCCCCGUCCUCCGCUUCCUCCGCCGCUACCCCACACUCUUUCAAGAGUUCCCGCACCCGCGCUGGCCCUCUCUUCCCUGCUUCCGCCUCACCGACACUGCACUUUUCCUACACUCCCAGGAACUCGCCCUCCACCAAGCUCACCAAAACGACGCCGUCGAACGCCUCUCCAAGCUCCUCAUGAUGACCCGCUCACGCGCCCUGUCACUCUAUUCCCUCCACUCGCUGAAGUGGGACCUCGGCUUACCCGACUCCUUCGAGAAAACCCUCGUCCCCAACUUCCCUAACGACUUCCAAUUCGUCAAGUCCAACGGCGUCGCUUCGCUCAAACUAGCACGAUGGCCCGAGGAAUACGCUGUGUCCGCGCUGCAGCAGAGAAACGAGUGUGGGACCCACUACCGGGAAUUCAAGCGGGGACAAUCCGCGUUGGCUUUUCCAAUGAAGUUUCCGAGGGGUUACGGCGCGCAGAAGAAGGUGAUGACGUGGAUGGAUGAGUUUCAGAAGCUGCCUUAUGUUUCUCCCUAUGUUGAUUCCUCCAAGAUUGAUCCCAACAGCGAUUUGAUGGAGAAGCGCGUGGUUGGGGUUCUGCACGAGCUUUUGAGUUUGACUCUGCACAAGAAAACCAAGAGGAACUACUUGAGGAGCUUGAGGGAUGAGUUGAAUCUUCCGCACAAGUUUACCCGGAUUUUCACCCGGUAUCCCGGCAUUUUUUACCUCUCAUUGAAGUGUAAAACGACCACUAUUACUCUCAGGGAAGGGUACCAGAGUGGGAAACUGGUUGACCCGCACCCUCUUGUCCGACAUAGAGAUAAGUUCUACCGUGUCAUGCAGACGGGGCUUCUCUAUCGCGGGGAUGGGUCAUUGAAACAUGACGACAACAAUUCGUUGGUGGAGAAUGAUGAGCUAAGAAGCGAGGAUUCUGGGGAGGAAGAGGUUGAAACGAGUGAUGAACUCUGUGAGGGUGAAUCGAGUGAUGAACUCUGCGAGGGUGAAGCGAGUGAAUAAGUUUUUUGGUGCUGUAUUCUGUUUGUAUGAUACGAGCAACGGGUAUUCUCUUCAAAGAUAAUUUAUUUCCUCCUCCGGUUUGCAGGAAAUGUUAUAGGAGUGUAAAGAAGAUAAUUUCAGGGCAAGGAAGACGAUCUCCCUUCAAAAAUUUGUUGCAAGCAAAUGUUGUGUACCUGUGUCAGCGGUUUUAAUCUAUCUUGUCCGAGGCCAGUUUAUUAUCAAGUAUGCUGGAGAUCACUUACAGAACUCAAACUCGAAGCGAAAAUGAUUCAUAGACAUUAUUUUGGCUGCUCUAUCAACUAAUCAUGUUACGGUAAUCUUUAUUUUUCCCAGUCUGGGUAUAUGUCAACCAGCACUUACGUUUUUUAUUGUAUGAAAAUUUUAGUUAAAAGAUGACAGAAAUUGAAGGAUAUUUUUUCUCUGUUGAGGAUUUUUGCAACGAAAUAUUAUGGUGCA
Vigna unguiculata (cowpea) is the source of this 1817-nucleotide messenger RNA. RefSeq names its product Ubiquitin carboxyl-terminal hydrolase family protein. Lineage: Eukaryota; Viridiplantae; Streptophyta; Magnoliopsida; Fabales; Fabaceae. Gene Ontology annotation, molecular function: RNA binding. The record is from RefSeq and is a predicted model, not a curated record.